Scleropages formosus (Asian bonytongue) is the source of this 1681-nucleotide messenger RNA. RefSeq names its product V-type proton ATPase subunit G 2-like. Gene Ontology annotation, biological process: synaptic vesicle lumen acidification. Gene Ontology annotation, cellular component: vacuolar proton-transporting V-type ATPase complex; synaptic vesicle membrane; vacuolar proton-transporting V-type ATPase, V1 domain. The coding region runs from base 105 to 461 and encodes 118 amino acids. Gene Ontology annotation, molecular function: proton-transporting ATPase activity, rotational mechanism; ATP hydrolysis activity. The record is from RefSeq and is a predicted model, not a curated record. Lineage: Eukaryota; Metazoa; Chordata; Actinopteri; Osteoglossiformes; Osteoglossidae. The transcript is spliced from 3 exons.
GGCGUGUGGAAGCGUCGCGUUCGCGUGUGACGUCAUGGCGCGCUCGUGAUCGCGCCGCCUCGCAGAGCGGAGGGAGACGCGGCGGAGCCGAGCGGAACAUCAUCAUGGCGAGCCAGUCGCAGGGCAUCCAGCAGCUGCUGCAGGCGGAGAAACGGGCCGCCGAGAAGGUGUCCGAGGCCAGAAAGAGGAAGACUCGGCGGCUGAAGCAGGCAAAGGAGGAGGCGCAGGCCGAGAUCGAGCAGUACCGGCGGGAGCGCGAGCGGGAGUUUGCUCAGAAGCAGCACACGGUGCUCGGCUCCCAGGGCGGCUUUUCCUCCGAGGUGGAGCAGCAGACGAAGCAGAAGAUCCAAGCCAUGACUAAGAGCUACCGCUCGAACCGAGAGCGAGUCCUGAGGGACUUGCUGACCAUCACAUGCCAGAUCAACCCCCAGAUCCACUGUAACUACCACUGCAGGGCCUAGCGGACUUGGGGGAACCAAGUUGCACCCCAUCCCAGCAUGACGUAAUCAAAGCUCAAAAGUGUAACAUCCCACAAAUCCAUUAAACUCCCUAAAAGGUGAAACUGAAAGAGCAGGGAUCAGUAAUGAGAGCGAGUUCAUAAAAAUAAAUAGGCAGGAGAGGAGUUGAAGAAAGGAACAGGUGGACAACUUGUGUGUGACAGGAUGUUCCAGCAGUACAAAUCUGGUGUCUGAUGUGGUGUGAUGUGGUGGCAGUCAAGACCUUGAGAGUUUGCACCCCAGUCGCCAUAGUGAUAAAUGAAACCUUGUACCAAGUGCUGUCUCCUGGUCUCCUGGUGAUCAGGGUGGCCAAGGCAUUGACUUGGGGCAGCGGCCCUUCGCUGAAUGUCAUGUGUCGUCAAAAGGUAAAUAGCUCAUGAUUUGAUAGGGGGGAGGGGGGGUCUGCAUGAGUAGCCAGAGGUGCCUGUGAGUCUGUCUGCAGAUGUCAAAGUGGCUUAGAUUGAACCCAGCCAUGCAUGCCAAUCACCGUGUGUGUGUGUGUGUGUGUGUGUGUGUGUGUGUGUACGUGUACGUGUACACAUAUGUGACUCUUUUUAGAUUCUGCUGCAUGGCUGCUUACUAAAGCCAUAAAUAUUGCCAAUGUAUAUGUUGUUUUUCUUAUAAUACUUGUAAUUAAUUUGAUGACAGUAAAUAUUUUCAAAGUCAGAGAGUAUAGAGGACAUGACCUGCGUGUUGUGUGUCCAUCGCAUCGACGCAGAUCAUCCUUUGCAGCGCACUUGUUUAUUCAGAGUAAACGUGGACGGCCCCGAACGCUCGUACCCGGACGCUCCACUGGUGCACUGACUCAGUGUGUCUCGGUCACUGUAAAAUGGGUCUGGGAGGUAAACGGCUCUAAUUCCCACAGUUGUUUGGAGAAAUCCUCCAUCGAUAUCUGCAUGCAAAGUGAAUUAGUCUUUAUGUUUAUGUUUUUUACGUGUGUUUUUGUGCUUCGGCGCGGUGUCCACUUGGGGACUCGGUGUUUAUUACUGUGCCGCUCAGCUUUGCAUAUUUGACCCUGAAAGUCGACAGCGGUAACGCUAAUGGAUACAUGUGUUUCACCCACUGGUGUUUCUGAAAAGAGGAUUCUGUGAUGCACUAUAUGCUGUGUCAUGUCUUGAUUGUAUUUUGUAAACGUAUUUUGCUUAUGUGACUGUAAAAUGCAUAAAUAAAAUAUAUAUUGCUCA